Stylonychia lemnae is the source of this 1266-nucleotide messenger RNA. The record is from the annotation of a GenBank genome assembly. NCBI's taxonomy places the organism in Eukaryota, Ciliophora, Spirotrichea, Sporadotrichida, Oxytrichidae.
AUGGACAGACAGUAAGUCCUCCUAAUUUGUUUAUAAUACUCUCUUAGAAACAACAACUAAGGUGAAGAGGAGAAGAGAACCGACUCCGAAGCUCAACAGUAAGAAGAAGAAGAAUUCAUCACCAACUGGGAUGAAGUAGUCGAGAGCUUCGAUGAUAUGGGACUUAAAGAAGGAGUACUCAGAGGUAUCUACGGUCACGGUUUCGUAAAACCUUCUCCAAUUCAACAAAAAGGUAUUCUACCUGUAAUCCAAGGCAAGGAUACUAUUGCACAAGCACAAUCAGGUACUGGUAAAACUGGAUGCUUUACCAUCUCAAUUCUUUCAAUCAUCGAUACAGCCUCAAUUAACACUUAGGCUUUGAUCGUUGCCCCAACCAGAGAGCUCGCUCAAUAAAUUGCUUACGUAGUCUAGGCUAUUGGUGAGUUCAUCUAAGUGAAGGUUCACGCAUGCGUUGGAGGAACCGUUGUUAGAGAUGAAAUCAGAAUUCUGAAACAAGGAGUUCACGUCGUAGUCGGCACACCAGGAAGAGUCUUAGACAUGAUGAAGAAAGGAUUCUUAAAGGCUGAUCAUCUUAGAGUCUUCUGCCUCGAUGAAGCUGAUGAAAUGCUCUCAAGAGGUUUCAAAACUCAAAUUUAAGACAUCUUUAAGUACUUGCCCGCUGAAAUCUAAAUCGCUUUAUUCUCAGCUACCAUGCCAAUUGAUAUUCUUAAGUUGACAAAGCACUUCAUGAGAGACCCAGCAAAGAUCUUGGUAAAGAAUGAAGACCUUACCCUUGAAGGUAUCAAGCAAUAUUACAUUCCAAUUGAAAAGGAGGAGUGGAAAAUCGAUAUCUUGCUUGAUCUCUACGGUAAUCUCGACAUUAAUCAAGCUUUGAUCUAUUGCAACACAAAGAAGAGAGUCACUGAGCUCGCAGAACUCAUGAAGGAAAAAGACUUCGUUGUCUCAGCUAUGCACGGAGAGAUGGAUCAACUUACUAGAGAUAUGAUCAUGAAGGAGUUCAGAACUGGUUCAACCAGAGUUCUUAUCACCACUGACUUGAUGGCCAGAGGUAUUGACGUACAACAGGUCAGUCUAGUCAUUAACUACGAACUCCCCCAAAAGAAGGAGAACUACAUUCAUAGAAUCGGUAGAGCUGGUAGAUAUGGUAGAAAAGGAACUGCCAUUAACUUCGUCUCACCAAACGACGCUAGAUUCAUUAAGGAGAUUCAGGAGCAUUUCAGUACUCAAAUUGAAGAAAUGCCACAAGAUUUGAAUGAAUUAAACUGA